AUGGAAGGAAGACGUAUGAGGAUGUCCGGAGGAACAUCCGUGAAAGAUGAACUCAAGUUCGUUGUCGAGGCUCGACCUGUCAUUUUGGACAGCGUCCAGCUGUAUGAGAGUGAAGGAGAUCUGGACUUAGUGAAUGUGUUCGAAUGCGUGGCGCCGGACUUCUGGAGCGUGUACACGGGCACGGCCAACUUCCUCUUCACAAAGCCGUUUUCCCGUCUGGAUGAAGCCACGGUGAACACGGUGCCGGUCACGGUCUCGUGUGAGGCCGUGGUGGCAGACAUCCACAAGGUGGAGUGCAACUUGGUCCAUAACUGCACGCGCACGGAUGCGAAGUCGGAGAUCGAGUGUCUGGGAAAUGAGCUGGAAGCCCUGGAUGGACUGGUAGCUCUGGAUGAGCUGUGUGCUCAGCGUGAGCUGAUUGGUCUGGGUGUGCUGUAUGGGUCAAGAACCGUGGGAUACCCGAGUUCGAACCGCACGGCGUGUGCGAACAACUCCGAACGUCGGUCAAAGCUGAAUGCUGCGGCAUUGGAGCAGUCACUGAUGCCACGAACGAUGCUCAUUGCGACAGAGAAUAACGGAAGCGCGCAGCAACACGCCGGAUUGGAGACAAAGGAGCACCAGUGUGAAGAACUUGGCUACGUGGUAGCGAUCAUCGGUGCUCUGGACUUGGUGAGGGCUCUCCUGAAGCACGGAUCCCUGUGA
Phytophthora sojae is the source of this 702-nucleotide messenger RNA. RefSeq lists its product as hypothetical. Bases 1 to 702 code for a protein of 233 amino acids. The transcript is spliced from 5 exons. The record is from RefSeq and is a predicted model, not a curated record. Lineage: Eukaryota; Oomycota; Peronosporomycetes; Peronosporales; Peronosporaceae.